Messenger RNA from Aricia agestis (brown argus), 4288 nucleotides. RefSeq names its product scavenger receptor class B member 1 (gene dsb). The transcript is spliced from 14 exons. The record is from RefSeq and is a predicted model, not a curated record. Gene Ontology annotation, cellular component: cytoplasm; membrane. Gene Ontology annotation, molecular function: scavenger receptor activity. Bases 213 to 2099 code for a protein of 628 amino acids. NCBI's taxonomy places the organism in Eukaryota, Metazoa, Arthropoda, Insecta, Lepidoptera, Lycaenidae.
GGCCGCUCAGCCCGCGACGGACGAACGCGCCCACGACGCGACCACGACGCGACCACGACGUACCGCGCGCGACCACGACCGCGGUGACCACGAGUGUAGUGAUCGAUCUGUGUCAGUGAUUCUGUGAUUGUUCUUGGCCGAAAAAAUUAAGUUACGAGUUGGAUCUCGAAGGGACGGAUUUGUUUUGAUACCUCCCGGAUGAGCUAAGCGCGAUGGGUCACAAGAACUACCUGGCGGUGGGGCAGUCGGCCCGCGACCGGCUGUUCGGGCUGGCGCGCGCCGGCGACAAGCCCGUGCCCCUCAACAUGCUCAUCUCGCAGCAGGGCAAGAUAAACCACGGGCGACUAGCAGUAAUCACGUUCAGCAUAUGCACCGUGGUGCUCGGCAUCGUCUUAUCCUUCGUACCUUGGCUGGACUAUCUUAUAUUUAAGGAACUGAAACUAUGGAACGGGUCCCUCAGCUACAGCUACUGGCAGAAGCCCGGGGUGAUCAGACUGACCAAGGUGUAUAUCUUCAACAUGACAAACCCCCAGGGGUUCCUGGACCACGGGGAGAAACCUAAACUGGUGGAAGUGGGGCCUUUCGUGUACAGGGAGGACAUGGAAAAAGUGAACAUAGUGUUCCACGACAACGACACUGUGACGUACCAGCACAAGAAGAUCCUGCGCUUCGUGCCCGAGAUGUCGGUGGAUAAGAGCCAGAAGCUAGUCGUGCCCAACAUACCAUUGCUAACAGUGACAUCGUUUUCUCCGAACCUGGCGUCGAUGCUGAUCAGCUUAUUCAUAUCGGGUCUAUCGCUGGGUAACAGAGAACGAGCCAAACCGUUCGUGCAGAUCACAGCAGAAGAACUUGUUUUUGGCUACGACGAUCCACUAGUAAAUCUCGCCCAUUAUGUGUACCCGAAAGGCAAGAGACCAAACAGCCAGAUGGGACUGCUACUCGCCAGAAACGGCACGCUGGACGAGGUGUCGACGAUAUACGCGGGCGAGCGGCUGGACCGCUUCGGCUACCUCGACCGCGUCAACGGCAUGGACCACUUGCCGCAUUGGAAGGACUCACCCUGCAAUGAUAUCAGAGCAUCAGAGGGUUCGUUCUUCCCGCCGCGCGCGGUGACGAAGUCGGACAUGCUGUAUGUGUACGACAAGGACCUAUGCCGGAUCCUGCCGCUGCAGUACCGCGAGGAUGUAUACAAAGAUGGCAUCCAGACCGGUCUGUACACGCCACCCAGCUCUACGCUGGAGACGCCGGACGUCAACCCCGACAACAAGUGCUACUGCCAGAGCGAGUGGUGCCCACCCCGGGGGCUGCAGAACAUCAGCCCCUGCCAGUACUAUGCGCCUGUGUAUUUAUCAUAUCCACACUUUUACGAUGCCGAUCCGUCGUUGCUAAAAGAUUUCGAAGGACUCAAGCCUGAAAAAGAGAAGCACGAAAGCUAUUUCAAGAUCCAGCCGAAACUGGGAGUGCCACUCGAGGGCCAGGUGAGGGUCCAGCUGAACCUGAAGGUUGACCAGGCCAAGAACAUCGCCACCAACGGCAUCAACAAGUUUCCCAGCAUCAUCUUCCCCGUCAUGUGGCUGCAGGAGGGUAUCGAAGGUGUGAGCAAUUCCAUCUGGUGGUGGGUCUUCCUGGCGACACGCGUUGCUCCGGUGGCCGGCCCCACUCUGGCAUACUCGCUUAUCAUCUUCGGUCUCAGCAUCCUGAUCUACCUGUUCAUCAAGGCCUACAGGAACUUCGUGAUCGGCGACAAGCCUAUCGAGAUCGUAGAGAUGGGCCGGGAGACGAUCCGCAGAAGCUCCACCCUCAUCAUCAACAGCUCACAGAAGCUGCUCCACAACAACACCAUGUACCAGCCGCUGAGCCAGUGCGAUCCCUCGCCGGACGACGGCAACGAGGACGGCCUGCAGGAGCUCAACUUCGUCAAGAAGAGGGACAGUCUCACCCGGAGUAUAGACGAGCUGAAGGGGAGAUUGAACAGAGACUUCGUCAAGUCCAACUUCGCCGAGCCGGAGAGAGAGUCGCUUAUAGACUCGGACAACACCUUCAUAAUGUCGGAGCACCACCAGCACAGGCUGUACUCGGUGCCGGACGACUACUACUGAUCCGCCCGAGGGCCAUCCGUUAGUUCUUAAAUGGUGUAGAGGAUCCAAACGCUUUAUUUCGGUGGUGAAGUUGUGAAACAAUUUAGUGAUAUUAUAGUUGGUGAAAUGCGAUUAUUCAAUUGCAAAUCCAGUAGACUUUGAACGUCCUGCGACCGAAAUAUAAUAUGCCAUGUACUAGUAAUUCCUACGUAAUAUUAUAUUAGUGAAUGUUGUGCGUCAUCCCCGACGCUCUAUUUUUGCUCAAUUUUAUAAUGACAUGUGGUAUGAGGUGCCGCCAAAUAUAAAAAUAUAUAAAGUUAAAUAUAUUAUAUACAAAAAAUAUUGCUAAUAAAUUUUAUGAUAUUUUACUUUAUAACAAAUUUCGAUUUAUGAAUAAUUUUAUGUGGAUGAAAAUCAUGUAUUGCCGAUUAUUAAGACAACUGUAAUUUCAAUAAUUGUAAUUUUAAGUUUCAUAGGAGUAGGCGAAUUAAUUAAACGAACGCAGUAACGUCCCGCGAAAAUGUGCAAUGCUAGUCUACUGUUAGAUAUUAUGUCUAUUGGAUUUUCGCGGGGGAAGAGAGCGUUUCGAGACUAGAAGUUAUUUAAAUGAAAUUUACAGAAAAUUCGAUAGAGAUCACUUGAAUACAUUCUACUCUUAACGCUAGGCUACAGAAUAUUCUUCGAGGAUCAUUCAACGUUAGUUUGGACCAAUUAAUGUGAGAGUGAAUUUUCAAAUGUGAUCGUAACGAACGUGACGAAUUGUUUUUAUUUAAAGGACACAAUGUACAAAUAUAUUCGUAGUAGCGGAUAGUAAAGUCCUACUAGCAAUCAACCCACACGGCACAAGAUAAACAAUUUGUCCCCCUUUGUCUCCCGGGGUGACCAAUGAUAAGGGACAAACGAGAUCAUUCUCAUUAGUUCCACUGGGAAACAAAGCAACAGGGGACGAGUGAAGCUCAAGAGAACCUUUAUAUAAUCUUUACUUUAUGUUUUACUCGUGGUGUUGGAUUAUUCUGCUAAAAUCAUUUCAGAAGGUGUAAGGUGGGUCUUGGAUAUGUUCGCUCAAGCAUAAUAUUAUUUUAGUGUCUGGAUGCGAAACGUUAUUUAUUUCAUUUAUUUUAUCAUCUUUUGGUUUAGAGUUACCCAGUGUACCAGUGGAUGUUAUAAAUGUUAGGAGUGAAUCAUCAUUAUGAUCAACUGAAUUACUGCGAGAUUCAUAAACUUUAUGUGAGAUUAAAACAAAACAAUAAAAUAUAUCGUAAGCACCGAUAGUCGUUGCGGAAAGCGAUGUCGAUGGAAAUUACUAUAACCAGCUAUAACUAACAAGCAAGUUACAAAUCUGUCGUUGUGCUUCUGACGACAAAGAGUUUUAAUAUUUCCUUAAUAUAUUGUUACCAGUAAUAUUACAUGAUUGUUUUUAUUACAAGUAACAGCUGAUAUUCUAAGGUGUAAAUUAUACGCUUAAACAUUUAACUAUAGCGUAGUCAAUUUUUUGCUAUUUUAACUAGCCCUUAAACUUGUCCUAUCUUAAAAAUGCACCUGUCCUUUAUAUGAUUUUAUCUGUAUAGGCGAAUAUUUUAAAUAUUAUAGUUUAUAUUGCAUCAACUUUUUACAAGCGCUGACAGCAAUAUAAAUGAAAAGUUUGCAUAUCAUGAACAACAAUACUUGCUCAAUUUAAUUUAGAAAUAUCUUGCGAAAUUGUCUUCCGAAUGUCUUCCAAUGUGAUGGAGUCAAGGCAAUAUUAUGUGAAUAUAGUGUAUGUGUGUUGUGUUGUGUUGUGUGUGUGGCUGUCCGUGUGCCCCGAUAGAACCACUACGAGACCUUUAGUAGUCUGUUGCUGGAACAACACUACAACGUUGCCAGUCGGGGCGUAUGGGCAUUACAAUCUCCGUGGACUAGUUGAUUAUUAUGAUUUCCUAGUUGAUGUUCUGUUAGAUACCAUGGGGCUUGCCUUUACAGUAUGGACCCUACAAAACGCAGUAUUAGAAACGUUUGCCAUAUUGUUAGGAGUGAAAUAGAUGUCGCUAAAGAUAGUCAACCAGUCCACGGAGCGCGCGAGAUACUGCGAGCUCAUAUUAAGCUUUAAGUGUAAGACGGAGACGCCGAAACAUUCCAUUGGGGUUGUCCACGGAAUAUUUGUGGAAUUUUGUACAUAUAAUAAUUAAGAGAUUUUGUAUUCGAUACUUGUUUAUAAUAUAAAUCUUGAAAAA